Molecule: messenger RNA, 1559 nt
Organism: Dreissena polymorpha
Lineage: Eukaryota; Metazoa; Mollusca; Bivalvia; Myida; Dreissenidae
Product: tektin-1-like
Exons: 7
Coding region: 163-1371 (402 amino acids)
Biological process (GO): cilium movement involved in cell motility; cilium assembly
Cellular component (GO): nucleus; microtubule cytoskeleton
Source: RefSeq, a predicted model, not a curated record
CCAAUCGUAUACCGUGUACUAUUUCUCAACUACUUCCGCUUGGUAAGCCAAUUAAAUUUUAGAAUAAAAAUCAUUGGAAACACGUUACUAGGGAAGCCAUCAUUGUUUUGGGCAGCUGUGUUGUUGUGCUGUUUACUUUUCUUUGGAGAAAAAAACUGAAUCAUGGCAAAACUAGUCCAGGCACCAACUCGGUUUACCCACCAAGACUGGACCACAUCCAACCUGACAAAGUAUGCCAAUGCAGAGUCAGAAAGGGCAGCAGCCGAAAGGCUGGUUGAUGAAUCAAAGCGUCUUUCAUUGGAAACUGAAAAAAGAACUGAAAAAACCCAAAGGGACGUUAACAAAAAAUUUCAACAACGACUUGAUGACAUCCGCUACUGGAAAGAUGAGUUGGAUGACAAACUAGCAGGUAUCACAACAGAGAUUGACAACCUCCUUGCAUUUAAAACACGUGUAGAAAAAGCUCUGGAGGCUACUCAUGAACCUCUCCACAUUGCUAAGCAGUGCCUCAUGAACAGGGAAAAGCGUCAAGGAAUAGACCUGGUUCACGAUGAUGUACAGAAAGAGCUGAUCAAGGAAGUAGAAGCCAUUGAAGGAGUCCAGGCACUCCUUCAGAGGUCCCUGGAACAAGCCAUUGAACAAAUCAGGCUCAACCGUAAAGCAAAAUUCCAACUAGAGAAGGACCUUAAAGACAAGUUUUCUGUUCUGUCCAUUGAUGAGUACUGUGAACAACUAAAAAACAACUCUCCAAACAUAGACUUCAAGGAGGGCACUGCCAAAAUAGAAGCCAACUCUGUAUCACCUGAGGACUGGCAGGAUUUCUCGCAUGCAAACAUCCUGAAGGCGGAACGAGAGAGACAGAGCUCAGUGGAUCUGCGCUCCCUAGUUGAUGGCAUUCUCCAGCAGACAUGCAACGACAUGCGCAAGCAGUGCAGGGAGGUCAACGUCGCCUUCGACAAGAGGAUUGCUGAGACCAAGGACACCAAGGGCAAACUGGAGGACCAUCUUAACAAGGUCCUGGCCCAGAUGGCCGAGAUGGAAGAGAACAUUGCUCGCCUACAGAAGGCCAUCAGCGAUAAGGAGCAGCCGAUGAAGCUGGCCCAGACACGGCUGGAUACGCGCACCCAGCGACCAAAUGUGGAGCUCUGUCGCGACCCUGUCCAGUACCGCCUUAUCGAAGAAGUGCAUGAGAUUGAGGGCUCUGUGGCAGGCCUGCAGGCACGACUUGCCGACGCCGAGGCCUCUCUGAAGGGCCUCAUUCGUAACCAGCUAUCCCUUGAUGAAGACAUCCAGGUCAAGUCCAACACUCUGUUCAUUGAUGAGGUGGAAUGCAUGGGCAUGAGAAAGAGUAUCAAUAUCCAGAGCUUCUAGACUUUGUCAUAAUCAUGAACUGUUUGUUGCAUACACUGUGACUAAAUUUAUUAUUUGUAAAAGUUCAAGAGAAAAUAUACAUAAAUUGUUGUAUAAUUAUUGAAAUAUCUAUUUGUGUCUGCAUGGGUAUUUGUAUUGUGUAAAUGUUUUGUUCUUGGUAACUUUUUAUGAAAAUAAUGUACACAGAU